Lonchura striata (white-rumped munia) is the source of this 2369-nucleotide messenger RNA. RefSeq names its product isocitrate dehydrogenase (NADP(+)) 2 (gene IDH2). The record is from RefSeq and is a predicted model, not a curated record. Gene Ontology annotation, biological process: NADP+ metabolic process; isocitrate metabolic process. Gene Ontology annotation, cellular component: mitochondrion. Gene Ontology annotation, molecular function: NAD binding; magnesium ion binding; isocitrate dehydrogenase (NADP+) activity. Lineage: Eukaryota; Metazoa; Chordata; Aves; Passeriformes; Estrildidae.
GUCCGCCCACGCCAUGGCCGCCCGUUACCUCCGCGCUGCCCCGGCGCUCGGCCGCCUGCCCCGCUGCCCGCCGCCCGCCGCCGGCGCGGGGCAGCGCCGCCACUAUGCUGACAAGCGGAUCAAGGUGGCAAACCCGGUGGUGGAGAUGGAUGGGGACGAGAUGACACGGAUCAUCUGGGCCUUCAUUAAGGAGAAGCUCAUCCUGCCCAACGUGGAUGUCCAGUUAAAAUACUUCGACCUGGGGCUGCCACAUCGGGACAAGACGGACGACCAGGUCACCAUUGACUCAGCGCUGGCCACCCAGAAGUACAGCGUGGCUGUCAAGUGUGCCACCAUCACGCCUGAUGAAGCCAGGGUGGAAGAGUUCAAGCUGAAAAAGAUGUGGAAGAGCCCCAAUGGCACCAUCCGAAACAUCCUGGGAGGGACGGUGUUCCGGGAGCCCAUCAUCUGCAAGAACAUUCCUCGUCUGGUGCCCGGCUGGACCAAGCCCAUCACCAUUGGCCGCCAUGCCCACGGUGACCAGUACAAAGCCACCGACUUUGUGGUGAACAAGUCUGGGACAUUCAAGCUGGUCUUCACGCCAAAGGACGGCAGCGGGUCCAAGGAGUGGGAGGUGUUCAACUUCCCUGGUGGCGGUGUGGGCAUGGGCAUGUACAACACGGACGAGUCCAUCUCUGGCUUUGCGCACAGCUGCUUCCAGUACGCCAUCCAGAAGAAGUGGCCGCUCUACCUGAGCACUAAGAACACCAUCCUCAAGGCCUAUGACGGGCGCUUCAAGGACAUCUUCCAGGAGAUCUUUGAUAAGCACUACAAGACGGAGUUUGACAAGCUGAAGAUCUGGUACGAGCACCGGCUCAUCGAUGACAUGGUUGCCCAGAUGCUGAAAUCCUCCGGCGGCUUUGUCUGGGCCUGCAAGAACUACGACGGGGAUGUCCAGUCAGACAUCCUGGCCCAAGGGUUCGGCUCCCUGGGGCUGAUGACCUCUGUCCUGGUGUGUCCGGAUGGGAAGACCAUCGAGGCCGAGGCCGCCCACGGCACUGUCACCCGCCACUACCGGGAGCACCAGAAGGGACGACCCACCAGCACCAACCCCAUUGCCAGCAUCUUCGCCUGGACACGCGGCCUGGAGCACCGCGGCAAGCUGGACAGCAACCCUGACCUCAUCAGGUUUGCGCAGACGCUGGAGAAGGUCUGUGUGGACACAGUGGAGAGCGGGACCAUGACGAAGGACCUUGCUGGCUGCAUCCACGGCCUUGCCAAUGUGAAGCUGAAUGAGCACUUUGUGAACACUACCGACUUCCUCGAUGCCAUCAAGAACAACCUGGACAAGGCUCUGGGCAAGAAAUAGGAGACAGCCUCCCCAUCUCUGGGAUGGAUGGGGCUGGGAGGGACCCAGUGCCCUCCCCAGCUCCCCAGGACAGCUCAGGAACAGUUGAAUAUUUUUUCUAAAGUUUUCUUAGUGUUUCUAAAGCCUUUGUAGCAGGGGAGUGUAGGGGUGGGGGGGGCGUGUGGGGUGUGUCUGUCCAUCCCUGAUUCAUGUACCCCAUACCUGUGUGGUGCCAUUAAAUACCACCCCAGCCACAGCACAGUACCUGGCACAGCUUUACACUGCGGGCUGGGGGCAGCCAGAGCCCUCAGCUCAGCCUUGCCAGCCUGGGAGGGCUGUGCACUCCAGCAUUUUGGCAUGGCCCUGAGGGGAGCACAGGGGGGUCUCCAGCCCUGCUGUGCUGAGGAAGGGUCGGGCAGGCCAAGGCUGUGGCCAUCUCCAUCCUGCCCCAAGGCUGGUAGGGGUAGUAGGCACACCCAGAACCAGCCCAGGGCUUCUGGGGAUGGGGCAGAUGGUGCUCAGCCACUGACAGAAAGUGUAGGGGGUGUGUGGGGUCAGCACAGGUGUCCCAGACCCUGCACCCAGGCUGGUCCCCAGGUCCUGAUGCCUGCCAGGACCCGACCCAGCUCUGGGUACUCCUGGGGGGCAGUGCUGUGGGUGCUGUGAGUCCUUUGCCCCACAGCAGAGAGUGAAGAGCCCAAAGAGUGGUCCCAGACUGGGCACUGCCCCAGCUGCUUCCCCGCCACGUCCCUGGGCACGGAGGAGGCAAACCCCCACCUCACAGGCUGCCCCAGUGAGAGCCUUUUCCUCCAGCCCCAGAGUAGCCGGGGGGUAAGGAGGGGAUGCCAGUUCCCAGUUCCUCAGGGGGGGCUCUGCCCAGGACCCCACUUUGGCCCUCAGUCCCUCAGAACCCCUCUCCCCACACAGACCACACAGCUUACACAGGUUUACAAAGCACAUUGGUUGAAGGGAACUGAACUCAGUGAAAAGAUAAAACCAACCACGCGGCACAUCUGAAAAAAAUAAAUUACUUUCAAAAUAC